Messenger RNA from Penicillium bovifimosum, 2742 nucleotides. RefSeq names its product DDHD family phospholipase. Bases 1 to 2742 code for a protein of 913 amino acids. Lineage: Eukaryota; Fungi; Ascomycota; Eurotiomycetes; Eurotiales; Aspergillaceae. The record is from RefSeq and is a predicted model, not a curated record. Gene Ontology annotation, cellular component: cytoplasm. Gene Ontology annotation, molecular function: glycerophospholipase activity; metal ion binding. The transcript has 3 exons.
AUGGCGGUUGCAGAGCAGAAAUCAUUUUUGGGGACACUCACACCGUGGAGUACGCCAAGGAGCGCAACGCCGCAGCCUGGCGAUCAGCCAAAGCUAGAUACGCUGCAGCGAUCGCAAGGGGAGGACCAUACAGUGCACCGACAUCGAUUGAGCGUCCGGCGCUACCCGCCUGAUUGCCCCCCAUUGAAAGUGAGAUGGUUUUACGCCGUGGACUCGCCCAAGCGAAAACCACUCUUUCUAGAACAGAAGAAGGCGGAUCAAAAGCCCAUACCACCACCCAAAAAAUUCAUACCAUUCCCAGGGAAAGACUCCCAGUCCAUCGAAUUAACGUUCCAGAAACUUUCAGACAUUGAAGAUGCUCGUCAACAAAAUAGACCAACCGACAGUGAAACGGUCUUGGCUAAAGUCCCUGUGAAUGAGGAUUAUCUUUUCAAUGUUGAUGUGGAACAACGAGAGCUGAGCCCUACCUAUUGGAUUGGCCCUGUCUACGAAGUCCGUCGUGGAACGUGGUUCAUACAGGAUGGAUCUAGCCUAAAACCAUGCGAAGAAAACCUUGCUACCCAGCUCGAAGAAGGCUAUAUCAAAUUGUGCCCAUGGAGAUCCCAGUCACCAGGACAGACCUCGCAAACAAACGCACAAAAUGGAUCUGGUCAACCCAAAAAUAUCCCAACCAAGUCCCAAGCACCGGAUUCAAAACUACCUCCUCAUAGCACAGGAAACACCGGGAACGAGCCCGGCGGUGCUGCAAUGGAGCCUCAUCAGUAUCGUUUAUUCGGUGCUUAUAUGAAUAGGAUUGUUGACUACCAAGAUUCCACCACGGCUUGGCUGAUGAACGAUGAUUUCAUGUCACGCUUCAGCACUUCGGUGUAUCAGAAGCUAGGAGGUAUUCCAGGGACAAAGUUGGUUCGUGGAUUUGAACCCAGAAAGCCGAAAGAGACAUCGGAGGCGAAGGGUACUAAACAAAAACCGCUGAGCGAUCCAUCACCCGCUACAGCUUCGAAGGCCACAUUGAAAGAGAAUCCAAAAGAGAAGCCAGAGGGUUGCGCCGAAUCACCUUCAGUCGGCGAGUUCGAAAACUUCGACAAUAGACCAAAGUCAACGUUAGAACGGCAAAUGUCAUCCCUUGCAGGCGAGCCACAAAACCCAGCCGAUCUCGAAGAGCAGGCUCGUAGACAAGAGGAGCAGGAGAUGGAAGAGUCGAGAGAAAUUGAGGGUGAGGACAGAGAACGUGAGGUCGAUCAUUUGAUUCUUGUCACUCAUGGAAUCGGUCAGCGGCUCGGGUUGCGACUGGAAAGCAUCAAUUUUAUACAUGAUGUGAAUGUGCUUCGCAAGACACUGAAGACUGUUUACAAAGCCUCGCCUGAUCUUCAGGCGCUGAAUUCUGCAUUCCCGGACCACGAGAAGAAUUGCCGUGUCCAAGUCCUUCCUGUUUGUUGGCGACAUCUUCUUGAUUUCCCUUAUCGAGGAGUCAGACAGAAUAGAAAGGAGCUCGAUCUCGCCGACGCAGACACUCUUGAAGAUGACACUUAUCCCAGCCUGGCUGAUAUAACCCUCGAAAGUGUACCUGCUGUCCGAAAUUUGAUUUCGGAUUUAGCGAUGGACGUCCUUCUAUACCAGAGCGGGUAUUGCGAACACAUCUCCAACAUCGUUAUUCAAGAAUGCAAUCGGAUCCUUCGGUUGUACCGGAAGCAAAACCCUUCUUUCAAGGGGUCAGUCAGUCUCUGCGGUCAUUCACUUGGAAGCGCGAUUUUGUUUGACAUCUUGUGUCACCAACCUGGAACUCAUACAACGAAAAAUGGGGUCCCCGGAAUGGCCCAAGAGAGCAGCGACUCAGACCUCAGGGGUCCAAGUGCGUUUGAAUUUGACUGUGAAGAGUUUUUCUGCUUGGGUUCCCCCAUUGCGCUAUUUCAGAUGCUGAAGGGGAAGACCAUCGGUGGAUAUUCGGGGUUGGCUCCGCGAAACCGCAAAAAUGCGCUGGAUGUUGAGAUCGAAUUGGACUCACAUGGACCCGGACAUGGGCUCAGCGAUAACCCUGGUAUCAUCUCAACGCCCAAAUGUCGGGAUUUCUACAACAUCUUUCAUCCUUCCGACCCUGUAAGCUAUAGGGUUGAACCGUUGAUAUCUCCAGCGAUGUCAUCGCUGAAACCACAGCCUCUACCGUCGGUGAAAAAAAGCCUUUGGACGACCUCUGGUCAAAGUUUGUCUAUUCUUGGUAGCCGUAUGGGCCAAAGUGUGGGAUCUCUGUGGACAAAUCUCACAUCGGGUGUUGCAAGCAGCCUGUUGAAUCGCAGCUUGGGCCUGAAUGGUGAUGGCGCCUCGUCCACUGCUCGUGCUUCUGGUGAGGAUUAUGGUGGCUCAGCCCAUGAAGGGAUACAAUCAGGUUCGGCCCGGCAUGGAUCAGAAUCCGACGCCGAGGGUCAUUAUCAGACAUUGAUCGACUCUGAUUUGGAAACCCUUUAUGAUGGAUUUCAAAGGAGCAGGGAUGUCCGGCAUGGCGAGAGUUCCGAUCCCGAUGUCGACACCGACCAUGACCGGAAAAUGAAAUUCGAAGACGCCAAAGUGCGCGCGCUAAAUUCCAAUGGUCGUGUAGACUACAGCAUCCAAGAGGGAGCAUUCGAUAUUUCACUAAUAGCCAGCAUUGCCAGUCAUCUCACCUAUUGGGGAGAUGAGGACGUCAAUCACUUUAUGCUUUCCCAAAUGCUCUCUAGGAAUUUUCGGCAUAGGAAGCAACGUCCAGGAUGA